CAGACGUCUGCUCUUCCGCUGUACAACGUGUUCCACUGGCGAGUAAAGUACUUCGAAAUAUUUAGGGCCAUUCGAGCGCACCUGCGAUCACGAUCAUUCGCGGAAUUGGAGCAACGUGAGGAGAAAGAAUCAUGGAACGAUGGGCCGGGAAGUCGGCGAUCGUUACCGGCGCGGCGUCCGGCAUCGGCCGAGCAAUCGCGCUGGCUCUUCUAGAGAAAAGGGUUAACGUGCUCGCGCUGGAUGUACAAUCUGACAAAUUGUCGACUCUCACCAACAAGUGGGAGCAGCUAAAAGAGCGGGGCAAUUUAUGCGUAAGACGUUGCAACGUGAGCAACGAGCAAGACCUGGACAACGCGUUCUCCUUCGUGGAGAAUACAGACGAGUGGAACCGCGGCGUAGAUAUCAUGGUAAACAACGCCGGAGUUAUCGAGUAUACGCGCGUCAUUGAGAGCGACAGGAUGGCAUUCGAAAGGCUGUUAAAUAUUAAUGUCCUGGCGACCGCCGUGUGCAUCAACCGGGCGGUGCGCUCGAUGCGCCAGCGAAACGUCGAAGGGCAUAUUUUCAAUAUCAACAGCGUGCUGGGACACGAAAUUCCGAGUGGAUUCCUUUCGGAAAUCGAUGGCUGUAAUGGCUGGAACCUGUACCCGACUUGCAAACACGGCGCUGUUGCAUUAACGCACACGGUGAGACGGGAAUUGGCGGCCAUUAAAGCACCGAUUCGAAUCACCAGCAUCAGUCCAGGCAUCGUCGACACGGACAUAGCCAGGCACUCGCCUCAAGUGGCGAACGCAUUGGAAAAUGUGCCGGCCCUUCGACCGGAGGACGUCGCCGACGCAGUGAUCUACGCGUUAGGCACACGACCGGAAGUGCAAGUCGUUAAGAUAGGGAUCGUUGGUGGGACAUCAUUUGCAUUGGGGCAAAGUGGCGUCGAGCAGUCAGUUCAGUUUAGACAAAGAGUGGCACACGAUGAUAGUAGCGUCGUUGAUGAAAUUCUAGAUUACCGAGCUCACUAUUCAACGCACGGGUGAAGCCUAAUAUUCUCGAUGCGUUCGAUGCAUUCAGAGCGUACAUCACGCGCGUAUACGUUAGACACCCUUGCGAGACAUUAAACACACGAAAAUUCUAGCAUACGUGAAAACUCAGAAAAACUUGUGUAACAAAGGGGUGAGAGGUGGUGGUGAUUCGCACAAUUAAUUACGAAACAUCAGGAAUAAUCCAUGUACAUCUAUCAGCAAUAAAGUUUACCAAAUUUCAAA
Molecule: messenger RNA, 1256 nt
Organism: Frieseomelitta varia
Lineage: Eukaryota; Metazoa; Arthropoda; Insecta; Hymenoptera; Apidae
Product: farnesol dehydrogenase-like
Exons: 8
Coding region: 132-1028 (298 amino acids)
Source: RefSeq, a predicted model, not a curated record